GUAGGUUCCACAAUGGUACAGCCAGCAUCACGCUGCACAAUGGUUUCCAGGCAGUGAAAGAGCGUGAUUCAGCAAGCCAAUCUUUUUUUUUUUUUUUCUUUUUUUUUUUUUCUUCCUUUAUUUCAUUAUUAUCAGACAUUUUGCCUUCCCUUUUUCUGUUCUGCUCUACCCUCUCUCCCAGGCUUUUAUUUAGUUCUUUAAAUGAAAACAGUGAUUUACGUUGAAUCCAACUGCCCAUCUUUUUAUUCUUUAUUAUUAUUAUUAUCGUCAUAAAUAGCCCAUCUUUUCCUCGCCACUGUUUGGAAUGUGAUUUUUAAAAAUACCACCUACAGUCGCAGAUUGGGGAAAAGGUUUCUGGACGAGGAAAAUAGCUUGCAAGCACGGAAUGGGCUAGUAUUAGAAACCUGUACCAGCAGCAGGCCGGACUCAAAUAUCAGCUAUGGCAACCCAUGCAUGAAGUUGAUGCCUUUGAACCAUUUCCUAUAGAUGAGACAUAGCACAUGCUGUGCUGUCUUCCACUGGGACAGAGGUGAAACUUCGCCAGGCUGCAUUUGUUGAGCAUUGGUCCCCAGAUUUGCAGCUCUUCCCGGGAAGACCUCAGAACAGAACAAUUACAAGUCACCUGGACAAAAUGUAACUUCACUGUCACUGUCCUAUCCCUGGUAUUUAUGAGCCGCCAUUUCUUGUAUUAUUGUGGUGAACCUACUCUGGAUGUGAAGAUUGCCUUUUGUCAGGGAUUUGGAAAACAAGUGGAUGUGUCAUAUAUUGCCAAACAUUACAACAUGAGCAAAAGCAAAGUAGACAACCAGUUCUACAGCGUGGAAGUAGGUGACUCAACCUUCACAGUUCUCAAACGCUACCAGAACUUGAAACCUAUUGGCUCUGGGGCUCAGGGAAUAGUUUGUGCUGCAUAUGAUGCCGUCCUUGACAGAAACGUGGCCAUUAAGAAGCUCAGCAGACCAUUCCAGAACCAAACUCAUGCCAAGCGAGCUUACAGGGAGCUCGUCCUCAUGAAGUGUGUGAAUCAUAAAAAUAUUAUCAGUUUAUUAAAUGUCUUCACACCACAGAAAUCUCUGGAGGAGUUCCAGGAUGUUUACCUGGUAAUGGAGUUAAUGGAUGCCAAUCUAUGCCAGGUCAUUCAGAUGGAACUAGACCAUGAACGUAUGUCUUAUCUACUGUACCAAAUGCUCUGUGGUAUCAAGCAUCUUCACUCUGCAGGAAUUAUUCACAGGGAUUUAAAACCAAGUAAUAUUGUGGUAAAAUCUGACUGCACGUUGAAGAUUUUGGAUUUUGGGCUGGCCAGGACUGCGGGUACUAGCUUCAUGAUGACUCCCUAUGUGGUGACACGUUACUACAGAGCACCAGAGGUCAUCUUGGGAAUGGGCUACAAGGAGAACGUGGAUAUAUGGUCUGUGGGAUGCAUUAUGGGAGAAAUGGUUCGCCACAAAAUCCUCUUUCCAGGAAGGGACUAUAUUGAUCAGUGGAAUAAAGUUAUUGAGCAGCUGGGAACACCCUGUCCAGAAUUCAUGAAGAAGCUGCAGCCAACAGUACGGAACUACGUUGAGAACAGACCCAAGUAUGCUGGCCUCACUUUCCCCAAACUUUUUCCAGACUCUCUCUUCCCGGCUGACUCGGAACACAACAAACUCAAAGCCAGCCAAGCCAGGGACCUUUUAUCAAAGAUGCUAGUCAUUGAUCCAGCCAAGCGAAUAUCAGUAGAUGAAGCCUUACAGCAUCCAUACAUUAAUGUCUGGUAUGACCCAGCAGAAGUGGAGGCGCCUCCUCCUCAGAUAUAUGAUAAACAGCUGGAUGAAAGGGAACAUACAAUUGAGGAAUGGAAAGAACUCAUCUACAAAGAAGUAAUGAAUUCUGAAGAAAAGACUAAAAAUGGUGUAGUAAAAGGACAGCCUUCUCCUUCAGGUGCAGCAGUGAACAGCAGUGAAAGCCUCCCUCCAUCCUCAUCUGUCAAUGACAUCUCAUCCAUGUCCACGGAUCAAACACUGGCGUCUGACACAGACAGCAGCCUGGAAGCUUCUGCGGGACCCCUUGGUUGUUGCAGGUGACUAGCCGCCUGCCUGCGAAACCCAGCGUUCUUCAGAGGAUGAUGUAAUUUAGGAGGAAAAAUUAACAGGAGUUAAGAGAUGAAAAGGAAGAGAAUUAAAAUACAAAAAUUUAACCGAAACAAACAAACAAAAUCUUUUCAGCCUGCUUCUCCUACAGAGUUAUGUAAUGCAGCUAAGCUCAAGUGUAUAUUUAACUUAUAGUUGCUCUGCUUUGGUCUUCUUCCAGUGAUGCUUACCGGGGGGAAAGGAAAAAAGGAACUGAAAAAUCCUUUUUUUUAUCCCCUCCCCAUAAGAUGUAAAAUUAAUGGCUGCAAAACCAGCAACCUGCAACUGUCCUUUUCACACUGGCAUGACAAGGUGUGCAGUAGUCACUCUCAAACAUACGGGUGUGUAUCUGCCUUCACUCUCUGUUCUGUCGUCUUCUGCCCAGUGAUGCAGAUAGGGAUAUACAUACAUUUUUCUUCAUAUACCAAUAGCGCACACACACAGGUGCCAAUAGAAUUCUGGCAGUGUAUGCAGCUGUGUGCCUAUAGGAACACACAUAUCUGCAUACGGACUUAGUGUGCACUCCGCAACUACAAAUGGCCCAUUUCAGGUGAACUGCAUAACUACAUCUGUGAUAUUACUGGUAUAUAUUAUAUUUGUUUAUUCAUCAAUGAGGUUGCAUAUCUUGUAUGAGGAUUUGUGGAAGUGUAAAUAACCACAUUGAACUGUGGCUCCCUCAGACACUUGAAGAUGUAGCACCAAAAUUUCUGCUGAGAUUUGUAUAUAUAUUUUGAAAUAAUAAGCAGUUUGUAUUGAAAGAAGAAGCUACAGAGCUUCAUAGAAAAAUGUUUGUGAAUGUUAAGACUUGUUGUUAUGAUUUUUAGAGCAGAUACGCCAAGCUAAGACCAAGUUAGAAAGAAGCACAUGUAUCUUUGCAAGCUACAGGGAACAAAAACAAAGGGGGUUUUAUGCAUGUCCAAGCCCAGAAGGAUUUAUCUCAGUAAGCAACUUUUCAUGCCAAUGCCAAGUGAGUUAUCAUCUUAGUUCAUAGAUAGGUUUGCUAUUAUGAAUUACAUGUAUUCAUAAUACAUGUGGCUUCUAUGUUAGGGAGUAUGACAGGGUUGGGGAAAACGCAGAAAAAUAUCAAAAGGACAUGCAACAACUUGUUUUUAUUUUACUUCUAGGUCUUUAGUAGGUUAAAUAUUUGCAACCCACUCCCUCUCUAAUGUAUGUUUGCAGGUUAGAGGUUGUUUUCCCUUUAAAUCAUUCCUUGCAGGGAUCUCUAUCACUUAGACAACAGGUCUUCUCUAGGUGCUUUUGGCUGUUCCUACACUUGUGACAAAUCAUCUGACUCCCCCAGGAAGUCUUAUCAGCUGUGUUACAUGGAAAAGAACCACAGAGUGCACAGGUCUAGUAUUCCUAUAUUCUAAGUAAUAGCAGAGGAUAUCAAUCAGCUAGUGCGGUGGGCUGACAGGGUCUCAAUCAAGGGUCUUAGGCAGUUUUGGCAGAAGAAUCCAAAAGUGACUGAAACUGAUUUUACCAGGUAAUAAUACAUAGGAUUCGCAGUGGUAAGUAACAGCUAGUGUUUUUAUCAGAGAAUGGCAAAGCUCCACACAGAAUGUCAGAACAACUGAGUAGUUUUCCAGCUAAAACAUCAAUUAGCAUUUCCCAGUGCAAGGUCAUCACUACCUGAGUUGGAAACUAACUAAAAUCUGAGUCAUCUCUCCUCUUACCGAAGUGUGCCAUGUAAACUGAAAUGAGCUAAAUCAUACUCCAAUGCGUUUCCAAAUGCCAAAGAGAGAAACUGUUUAGGCUAUAUUACUGGAUAUUUUAAAUUCAUUGAUUCUUAUGUAUUCAAAAUUCUACCACAAUACGACUGUUCUAUUAGGUAGCUUACAAGCCUGCCAUUCUGUGGUAGGAAAAAGACCUGAGUAUCAAGUCCAGUUUUGUUCAAAGGGAAGGAAGCAAAGCAAAAAAUAUUCUCUCUAGGGUGGGGAGGAACGGAGGUAAAAAUUAAGUGGGUAUAAAAUAAUUUCAGACUUGGUAGGCCUGAGCUGUCUCAAAAUUGCUGUAGGAAAUGUUUUGUGGUUUUUUCCCAGGUAUAUUUUUUGUAGAUUUUUAUGGAAAUUUUUUUGAGAAUAAGAUUAGGUCGAUAAUGUUCUAAAGUAAUCGUAAAAGCAAUAAUUUACUACUGCUAAAAAUAUUUAGCAAUAUUCUCUCUUAAGCCAUGAAAUAUCAAGUUAUUGUUGAGUGAUGUAUCUCUCACUUCAAAGCCUAUGAUCAUAAGUGUAUUGAAAGGUAAACAGCAACACUUUGUAGGUAUGAAGGCAAUAACACCAAGGGUGACUUCUUAGCAAUAAUGAAAUGUAUCACCUCCAGAUUUAAUUCACCACAGAUAUUUAUCAAUACUAUUCAGGUAACUAGUAUCUGCUUUACAUUCUUUAAUGUGCACUAUUUGGGUGUGUUAUUUAAACAAAACGAAAGCGUCUCAAAGAGGCAAAGCUGUAUGUAAGAGAAACUGCAAAAAUACCACAAAUGUAGACCAUAGAAACUUGGAAUAAUCACAGUUCAUUGACAGUGAUAUUAUGAAGAUAUGGCAUAGGCAAUAACAGAGAAGCCGUUUAUAGUAGACAGAUGCUUACAGGUCUCCCAUGUUUCAUCUAUCAAAGUCAAAAAAUGUGCUUUUAGUCCCAUGGUAUAAUUCAGACUUUUUUAGGUUUGUGAAGUGCAGGGUAGAGAACCAAUCACCAUAGAAGAUGUCCUAGUAAUUGGCAUUAAAUAAACCCACAGCAUAGAAAUUAUAUCGCUUUAUUCCCAAAAGCCCUGAUUCUGCUAAGCACCCAUGACUGUACAGACAUUUAAUGGAGACUAUAGGGAUGCAUACAUAAUUUUAACUGUCAUGUGCUUUUGUCCCUUGCUCAGCAAUGAUCAACAUCAGCAUGUGCUUAAGUGCCUUGCUGAAAUGGGGCCUAAAAGAAUUACUGCAUCUCUUUUUGUCCUCAAAUUAGUUAGUCUCCUUUAUGAGAAGCUUUAUCUGGGAGAGGAGACUUGGGCUGUCCACAUUGGACACUAGAGAAAAAAAGCCAUCAGUGAAGAAAAGCAAUAGUUCUUUACAGUUCUAGUCCUUGUAUGUCCAAACUGAAGUAGCAACCGUUGAACAGGAAUAGUAUCCUUUGUUCUGCUUUGUGUCAAGAAGUUGGUGCUGUCAGCUGAUUCCUUACGAGAAUGCAUGUACUCUUGAAUAAAAAUUGUAGUGAUGAUGUUCUGUGGCUGUCUUAAGGUAAACAAUUUUUUACUUUUAGAUUCUAGAAGUUUUUGAUACCCUUCUCUUCAAGUUCAUUCCCCUUUAUUCCCAUACUCUGUUAAGUCUGAUAUUGCUUUUAUUUUUUGCCAGCGAUCUUUUAAAUCUACCUCUGUUUAAAAUAUUACUAAAUAGUACUCGAGUAAUAAAUUUCAGCUCAUUCUCUGAGGUUUACAGUUCUAAGCAUAAUUGCCACCACUGGAGAAAUGUAGGAAAUUGGGAAGCCAGAGAUCUAUGUACAGAUGUUCCAAGAUAUUUAGGUACUAAAGGAGUAACCAGAGACCCUAUGCCAGAAGUGGCAUAUCUUCCAUCAGCAUGAAUGGCAGCUGGACACUUUGGUAUUUUUGAAAUUGUGCCUAAGAGCCUGUUGGUAUCUUAAGUGCCUGAAUACAUGAAGAAAUUCUGUCCCAAGUGGCUUAAGUCAUGUAGAUAGCCAUCAGCAAGAUGAGGAAAAUGGCAGAAGCAUCUUAACUAUCAGUGGCUGCUCAGAGCACUAGCUGCAAAAAACAGCAUUGAUAAAGUGGAGAGAAAAGUUGCUGCAAAACAUUCCUGCUUUAUUUUCAGAUGGAGUACUUCUGGAUAGUAUGAGAAACGAGAAAAGGGAGAAAAAAAAAAAGUCAGAAUUGCUCUUAAAAGACACUUCCUCAAUUUUCCUUCUCCCUGAUGAGCUUGAAUGAGGGUGAGGUAUUGAUUUACUUCAAGUUGAUGCAAGGCUAUGAUUGUUUUCAAUCAAAAAAUUUCUGUAAUCUUUGAAGUCAGUCUUCAGCUGGAAUAGUAUCUUGUGAGUUUUGACUAUAUUCCAUUAAAAUGUAACAGAUCUUUGGAGAAUUCAGAUAUUUCAGUUGGUCACACACUGAUUUCUAUGAAUCACAUUGUGGUUGAUAAUCCUCCCAUGCUAUCUAGAAUUCCAUGGCACAGAUAAAUUCUGAAAUCUUAGCAUGCUUGCAUUGUAUAAAGUGGAGCUUAAAUUGGAGUGCAAGUAUGGUAACAUGGCAAAAAAAAAAAAAAGCUACAGAAAGCCUAAUCAGGUACUUACCUAAUGCACUAGUGGUUUUCCUUUGGAAAUCACCAGUUCCUGCAUAAUAUUGGCCUCCAGAGAAGACACAAGACAGAUGACCAUGUCACUGUAUCACUCUUCUAAACUUAUAACUGAUAGAUUCAUUUAUAUGGUUUUAUCUUCAUAUAUAUUGCUUUACCUUCAAGUUUUGGACUAACAAUACUGAAGAUAUUAGACUUGUUGCAGUACCUUCAGGAAGUUUACCAAAGUAGUGCUACUUGACUGAUUUGGAUUAUAUUCUAAUGUUAGUCAGUAAGCACCAGUGAUUUCUUUUCCAACAACAUUUUUUCUCAUGAAAAAUAUGCUAAUAGUCAAUUUUAGAACUGCCUGAGUCAAUUUCAGCAAAUCUCCCAAACUCCUUAUAAAAAAAAAAAAGUGUUUUGAGUAUCCUGAAAUAAUUGUAAAAUGUAUUUGCAAUAUUUUAAUUCAAAAUAAGUUUUAACAGCCAAUUGUUGUUUAUUACAAACUUUGCAGUAUUUCAAACAAUCAAAAACGAUUCUAGUUUCAGAUCUGUCAAUAGUUCUUUCUUCAUGAUUAUUGAGAUGUUAAAAUUUUGCAUGAAUUCAAACAUGCAAAAACAACAACAACAACAAAGGGAUUUUGCAACAAAUUCUGUGUGCUUCCCGGGACAGCAGUAUGAAAAAAAACCCUGCAGGGAAGAAUUAGACUUUUCUUUCAAUAGUCCAGCAGAAAGUCGGAGUUUAAGUUUAGGCUUCUGUUUUUCUUUGCUUUCAUAUGUGUGUGUAGGAAAGAGAGGGAGUGCAUCUGGAAUGCAUCUGGAACCCGUGUUCUUUUCAUACUUGAUCCAAGUUCUCAGUCUGGAUAAAGAAUGUAAUUGUAAUGUAAUCACACAUCUUCAAGAAUCUGAUGGCUGUGCUUAUUUGAACUUCCACCACUUUAUAAAGGACAUAGUUAACUAAUUGGAAGCUCAAGGUAACCUUUUUCACACACACACACAAAAAGAAAUUCAUUGUGCAGUAGGUUUGAAUAUUCCACAAAUAUGUAAUGUCUUAAUUCGUAAGAUGCCUGGGGGAGGCAGGGGAAUGGUGAAUGUGUCAUCUUCACUGAUAAGCUGGAAAACAGACUUGUCCAGUGGAAUUUAGUGAAAUCUGCUGAGUAUAUUUGCCAAUGUGGGCUGAUAUUUUAAUUUUUUUUUUUUUAUUUUUUAAAUUAACUAUUGAUUGCAAGAGGUGAACUGUUUAACUUAAUUUAUGUUCAGGCUCAUUGACCCAUGGCAAGUUUGAGUUUUAAAGAGGUUUUGAUUCAACAAAAGGAUGUUGAAAAACUUCAGCUGAGGCUAAUGGUGUCUUUUAUCUGAGGGAGAAAAGCUGAAAAGCAUGUAUUGAAGGAAGACACAGUCAAUUUGGGAAAUAAAUGUAUCCCUAUCAUGCUUAUUGUUUCAGACAGGUAGCCUGUCUCUCUUGCUAAUUUUCACUGAACAGGGCCAUUCUUGUCUUCUGGAAAGCAAGAUAUUUAUAAUGUAAAUAGUUGUAUUGAAUUUUUUUUCUCUCCUUUAUCUGUAACUAAUAUGUAAUAAUCCAACAUGCUAUUUCUGUUAAAUCUUCUACGAUAAGGUCACUGUAUGCUUAAAUAUGGUUGACCUCUGACCUGUUCCUAAGUCAGUCACACGCUGAAAAGGUGGGUGCUGGAGGUUCUAGUGUACAUACAGAAUCAUGUAUAUUUAGUAAAUUGAGUAAGUGGGACUUAUGGCCAGUAUACAUUAAGCCACAACAGUAACAGAGCUCCAGAUCUUAACUAGCAAAAACAACUGUUCACCUUGCCAUGUCCAUUCUGUAAUAAGAUCUAAGUUGCACCUGCCUGUAGUUCUGCAUGAUCAGACUUCAAAAUAUAACUAACAAGAUCUGUAAUGUAUCAGUGUUGAUAAACGUAGAUGUAAAAAAAAAAAAAAAAAUUUUAAAAAGAAAACCAACAAAAGAAAAUCAACAACAACAGUUCAGUAUCAAGACUGGAAGAUGAAACAUGUCCGAUUUUGUUGCGCAAAAAGAAAAGCUGAAAAGAACAACCAGUGUCAGUCAGCAUAAAUGGACUGCAGUAGUGACAUUUGUUAAGGAACCAACCUUAUUUCCAUAUUGUUUUGUUCUUACCCUGUUUUCCUUUGACCAUCUGUUGUUCCCUGUGUGUAGUACAGGGGAGAACAGAGACUCAGUCAUCAGUGUUUUAUGGGUCAAUGUCGCAUCAACGAUUUCUGAUUUCUGUUCAUUUAGCAAUUACUGAACUAAGUGGGACUCUCAUGUUCUCCCAUGUGUCAAAAGGAAUCCUGUCAGAGCUUCCUCAUGAGGAUACUCUUCUCACUGCUGUCUUGACUCCUGUCAGUUGAAUGACUUUGCAGUGUUCCCAAUAAACAGCACAACACAGCAAACCAUAUUGAUUGAGGGCUUUAUUAUGUGUGUUGUGCAUUUGUACUUUCACAGGGGCUCAAAGUCAUGCAAGGACAGGACUCAAUUGAAAUAUGGUAUGUACUCUAUGCAUGACGCCUAUAUUACACCUUUAUGACCUUAUAGUGGUAAAACUGCUGAUCUUUACAGAUGUGGAUUUGGACCAUCUUUUUUUUGGAGGAAAGUUGUAGUGAACCUCGGUCCUUAUCCCACAGACCACUCGCUCCUACCCGGAGCAGCUAAGUGGAAGUUACAGUGGUGCGAGGGCCUGCUGGGGGGCCGUGAACAGGGGUGAAUUUCAUGCUGUUUGAAUGUGAUCUUGCCAAAAAGCCUGUAUGUCUAGCAGGGGAGACUGUGACUGUUCUAUAAGGAGUGUUUGUGUUGUUUAUUUUAAAACAAGCUUUGCUAAUUAAAAUAGUGUAUUCUGGAGUCCUAUUUGAAUGGCAUGAAGGGUAUCAAUGAAGAAGAUACAAAGUA
This is a messenger RNA of Strigops habroptila (Kakapo), 9279 nucleotides long. It is a transcript of the gene MAPK10, whose product is annotated as mitogen-activated protein kinase 10. Gene Ontology annotation, molecular function: ATP binding; JUN kinase activity. Gene Ontology annotation, cellular component: nucleus; cytoplasm. Gene Ontology annotation, biological process: JNK cascade; protein phosphorylation. NCBI's taxonomy places the organism in Eukaryota, Metazoa, Chordata, Aves, Psittaciformes, Psittacidae. Bases 669 to 2063 code for a protein of 464 amino acids. The record is from RefSeq and is a predicted model, not a curated record. The transcript has 15 exons.